AUGUCCCAACAACCACUAAAAGCUCCUACUACCACUGAGGCCCCAACAACCACUGGAAGCUCUACCACAACUACUGUAGUUCCUACUGCCACUGAGGCCCCAACAACCACUGAAGCUGCAACAACUAAUAUAGCUUUCACUACCACUGAGGCUCUAAUAACCACUGAAGCUGCAGCAACUACUGCAGCUCCUACUUCCACUGAGGCCACAACAACCACUGAAGCUACCACAACUACUAUAUCUCCUGCAACAACUACUGUAGCUCCUCCUACCACUGAAGCUCUAAUAACGACUGAAGCUGCAACAACUACUGUAGCUCCUACUUCCACUGAGGCCACAACAACCACUGAAGCUACCACAACUACUAUAUCUCCUGCCACAACUACUGUAGUUCCUAGUGUCACUGAGGCCCCAACAACCACUGAAACUGCCAUAACUACAUUAGCUCCUACUACCACUGAAGCUGCCACAACUACCAUAGCCCUUACUACCACUGAGGUCCCAACAACCACUGAAGCUGGAACAACUACUAUAGGUCCUACUACCACUGAGGCCCCAAUAACCACCCAAGCUCCUACUACCAAUAAGGCCCCAAUAACCACUCAAGCUGCAACAACUACUGUAGCUCCUACUAUCACUGACGCCCCAACUACCACUGAAGCUGCCACAGCCACUGAGGCUCCAACAAACAAUGAAGCUGCCACAACUACUAUAGCUCCUAUUACUACUGAAGUUGCCACAACUACCAUAGCCCUUACUGCCACAACCACUGGAGCUCUAACUACCACUGAGGCCCAAACUUCAGUUCUUGAAACAAGUACUUCUCCAUUUACCACAACCACUUCAAUUCCUGAAACAAGUACUAUUUCAGGUAUUAGUUCAGUAACCAUAAGUCCACGUUCUGAAGUAAGUACUACUUCAGUUUCCAUUACCAAUUUAAUACCUAAAACUGAUGCAGUUAUCGCAGUUUUAGUUCCUGAAAGAAGUAGUACAGUUACCACAGAUUCAGAUCCUAGAACAAGUAUAACAACGACGUCAGUUCCUGAAACAAGUAGUACUUCAGUUACCAGAACUUCAGUUCCUGAGACAAGCACUAUUUCAGUUACCACAACUUCAUUUUCUGAAAUGAGCACUGAAACAAGUACUUCAAUUACUACAAUUCCACAUCCUGAAAUAAGCACUACAGUUAUUACGACUCCACUUCCUGAAACUGCUUCAGUUACUGCGACUCCAUUUUCUGAAACAAGUACUUCAGUUACUACAACUACAAUUCCUGAAACAAGUACUGUUUCAGUUACAGCGUCUCCAUUUCCUAAAACAAACACUGCUUUAGUUACUACAACUCCACUUCCUGAAACAAGUAUUAUUUCAGUUACUAUAAGUUCAAUUCUUGAAACAAGUACUUCUUCAGUUACUAAUACUACACUUCUUGAAACUAACAUAUCUUCAGUUACUACAAGUCCACUUCCUAAAGCAACUACUGUUUCAAUUACCACAACUCCUGAAAUAAACACUACUUCAGAAACCACGACUUCAGUUCCUGAAUUUCAAUUCAAGUGA
Molecule: messenger RNA, 1560 nt
Organism: Penaeus indicus
Lineage: Eukaryota; Metazoa; Arthropoda; Malacostraca; Decapoda; Penaeidae
Product: mucin-2-like
Exons: 11
Coding region: 1-1560 (519 amino acids)
Source: RefSeq, a predicted model, not a curated record